AUAACAAAGGAGUUUAAUACUUACUUAUUCACUCAAGACAUUUCAACAUUUCAUUUUUUAUUAAUUUGUAAAAAUGUCAAAUCAUAAUUACACUUUGACAUGUUUUUUUUUGUAGGCCAGUGAUGACAACAUAUCUAUAUAAUCCAUUUUAAAUUCAGGCUGUAACACAACAAAAUGUGUAAAAUAUCAAGGUGUGUGAAUACUUUCUGAAGGUACUGUACAUACCAAUGACUAAGCAGCUAAGUUUAUGUUAAUUGUAAACCAUAAUGCACGCAUAUAUACAUCCUUAAUUAAAAUAAACAUUGUGUACAUUUAGGCUACUAUUGUUAUUUCAGGGUUUUCCUUCCUUAUUUCUUUGAAUACAGGACAGUUAACAAAAGGGGCAAACAUUGUCAUAUUAACAUUACCAACCUGGGUUACGUUCUACGAAUCAGCCUCAACAUUAUCUCUUGUAAUGCGCAUAGUAGGCUACUGAAUCUUUGAACAUUUCAGAUAGUCUAUUUGAAUAAUCCCCUAUCAAGUAAACUUUAAUUGAUCACGAAUCUUGUCAAUUUAAUGAGUAUGGGUUUACAUAUAGGUUAUGCCUAUGUUGUAGGCUACAUGUCAUUUUAAUAAUUUACUUGGAAACCACGUCACCUGCGAACAAAUAAUUGUAUGAGCAGCGUCAAUAUUGCACAUUCAUUCCUAAUUGAAAGAUGGGGAACGUAUGAUACACAUUACAUUUAUUCAAUAAUGCAUUUUUUGAACGCAUGCCCAACUGAUAGAAUUUCUGCUAGGCUACCUACAUUCGGUAUCACGAAUACACUUUCAGCCUAUAUCUGCAUUGUCGGUAAAUAGGGGCAAGGAAGGUAGCGCAUGGGCAGCCAGUGAGGAAUUAUUCCACAUCGCAUCACAUGCCUUACAUGGCGUCCUUAUAUUUAACGAAACGAUGCAUUUGCUCAAAUUUACUGAAUUGAGAAUAACAGUCAUUUUCGAAUUCUGGUAACCUUCUCAGUUAGGUCGCAUGGGAGGGGGAUUUUAUAUAGCCUCCUUACAUUGCAAGUUCGGGGAAACGUUAUGGGUUUCGGCUCCUAUGAAUCCUGGCCAAUUCCUGCAAAUAUUGCCAUCAGCGUAAAUAUUUAUUUGCAUCCUUAACGUUUUCGGCAUGUAGGACUGUAUGUAUGAGGGAACGACCCGGAAAAGCAAUGGGAAGAUAUGCAUAUUUUAAUACAUGCUUGUCGAGAUGGACACAUCAAUGAGAUGACCUGGGAACUCAACAUCAGACCAAAAUCACUAGAUGACUAAGGACCUUAUUCCAACCGUGUGCAGCCACACCUCAUUCAAACACUACUUCAAACACUACUACCUGAGCCAAUGUAGAACCUGCCCCUUCAGAAUUCUAUGACUUUUUUCCUUGCCUGGAUUUCAGCACAAAGUCAAAUCUACCAGGACAGAGUAUGCCAUCUGCACCUUUCCACAGAAUUCUACGACCCCUUCUAGUUGGCACCUUCCUACUGGGCUGUUUUGUGACUCUGUUUUUGAUGUACUUUAAACCGUCUACUAGCUGGCUAUCAGGUCCCGUAGAGUCAACAGCAUCCACAAUCCGAGUUAAAAACCUCUUCUCCGCCAAGAGUGACAAAAACCUGACCACUGUACUCGUCUGGCUCUGGCCCUUUGGACAGACCUAUGACCUGGGUGUCUGCAGCUCUCUAUUCAACAUUGAAGGCUGUUUCAUCACAGCAGAUCGGAACCUAUAUAAUAAGUCAGAUGGUGUCGUCAUACAUCACAGGGAUAUCUGUACUGAUCUCUCCAACCUGCCCCCCCUUCAGCGUCCCUCCUUCCAAAAGUGGAUAUGGAUGAAUCUAGAGUCACCAUCUCACUCCUCUCAGCUGCCCGGUAUCGAAAACCUGUUCAAUUUAACUCUGAACUAUCGCCAGGAUGCUGAUAUCGAAGUGCCUUAUGGGUCGAUCGUGACGGCCCAAGGGGACGAGGAUUUCGUGCCUCCGAGCAAAAGCAAAUUGAUCUGCUGGAUUGUCAGCAACUGGAACCCGGAUCAUGUGCGAGUGAAGUACUACAACGAGCUAUACAAACACAUUGAGGUUCGCGCUUACGGACAAGCCUUUGGGGAGUACAUUGCGGAUCAAGACUACUUUCCUACCAUCGCCAGUUGUAAAUUCUACUUGGCAUUUGAGAACUCAAUUCACAAAGACUACAUCACAGAGAAACUGUAUAACCCACUCUCUGUAGGGACGGUGCCUGUGGUUUUAGGCCCGCCAAGACAGAACUAUGAGAACUUUGUCCAGGGGGAUGCUUUUAUCCAUGUGGAUGACUUCACCUCUCCCAAAGAGUUGGCUGACUAUCUCCUGCUCUUGGACAAAAAUGAGGAAAUGUACCUCAGGUACUUUGAGUGGCGACGGCACUUUAAGGUGAAAAAGGCAUACUUCUGGGCCGAACACACAUGCCUCGCUUGUGAUUAUCUCAGAAGGCACAAAGAGUACAAGGCAUUCAAUAACCUCGAUAAAUGGUAUUGGGGUGGAACGCCUUGAAGACCCAAGACAUUGUUGUUUUGCUGUUGGAGGCAUUGCUUGAAAAAUAUCUUCAGUCAUGGACAAUGCUUCAACAUGUUUUUCUCAGUGGUUACAGGGGCCCAAAUUAGCCAUUCCCUUUUUUAUUUUGUUACCAGCCAGAUUUGCUCAGCCUUACUUUGUCUAUUGCAUUUUCAUUCAAUCAUGUAUUUAUGUUGUAGUCAUUUGCAAUGCAUUUCAUAUUUGUUUUAUAAAAUAACACUUUUAUAUUUCAUCUCUGAACGUGACCACAUUUGCUGCUAUGUGUUUUUUUAUGAUGUACUGUAACUUGGGAAUCAAGCUGACAUGCCACAUCUUUCAUCUGGCAGUAUACACAAUAUUGUGGUGUUGAAAUUGUAGUUUUUGUAAUUGUAACUAGUAUUUUUUUUCUGUGGAAUGUUCAUGUUGAAUUUGUUGUCCUCAGGGCACUAUUGAAAAUGAGUCACUGGUCUCAAUGGGCUCCCAAGAUUAAAUGAAAGUUAAAUAAAUACAACAACAAAAAAUAUUCAGUAAGUAAUUGAAGAAAUAGUUGUUUCAAUUAAAAUAUUUAUGUACUAUUUAUUGAAUUGCGACAUUGUAUGAUAAAAUACCAUCUAAAAUUUGUGAUACAGUCAUCUAUGCAGUGUUUACUGAACUUCAAAUGUAAAAGUAGUUCAGUUUUGUUAUCUACUGUAUAUUGUACAUGUGUGUGUUUUUGAGAAAUCACCCUCAAUUUAUUUUUGCAAGGUUGCAUUUGCAAAACAAAUGGAUAGUCAUCUUUGAUCAUGUAUGUACAGUAACACAUUGUAGAAAGAAGGAAAGAUAACAAAAAAAUACUGACAAAGUGUGUCAGGGGAGAAUAGUGAACUUAUUAUGCUAAUAGUGGUUUCUUAGUGGGCAUUAUCACAUUAAAUGCAUUGCAGUUCUUUAAAAUGCCCCAAGCUCAGUUUUCAUACCAUGCUGUGUAAAUGCUAAUUUUGUCAAAAUUUUCUCCACUGAACAAUGCAUCUAAACAGCUCUCAGCAUGAUGGUUGAAUCGGUAACACUUUAUUUGAACUGUACAUAAUAAGAGUCAUAAUAUAACAAACAUUUCUGAAGUAGUUAUAACAAGUGUUAUGACAACAGUUAAUGUCACUUGCAAUUUUUAGUUGUUGACACCUAUCAAGACUACAUAAAUGUGUCAUAACCAUGAGAAAUGUCGUGACAGUUUUUCCUAAAGGGUAACACUACCUUAAUGAAGUAAACUAUUCACAAUUUCAUUAGUUUAAUAUUGUCAUAACAUUAUCCUACCAGCCACUAACCUUUCAUUACAUUUUUUCUAUAAUCUAUGAUAUUGGCCACUUAGCGCCAUUUAGCACUUUCAUCAAGUCUUAGCAUUUCACAUUUCCAGUAAAAGCUCUCUGACCUCAUCCACCUGCAAUGUGUAACACCCAUCUGGAUCAUGCACAGCAGCAGUGGAGAGAUAAGACGUGAAUGUGCCAAUUGGAAUUAGGGUAUGAUUAGGUGCUAGGAUAUAACGCGGAUUAAUGAUCACUUUACUGUAUCUGCAGAUACCUUACAUAAUUAUGUCAUAAUUCACCAAAAUAAACAUAAGGAGUGUCAUUUUAUUUUAUUUUUUACACUUCUGUUUAUAACACAAUUCCAGGUUACCUACACUACAGCUAACCAUUUUAGCCUUGAUGUGUAAGUGACAAACUUAUGUUAAUAAUACCUGUCAGUAUGUCAUGUUUACGACAAUAUUAUGAUGCUGGUAUGUUGUAGCUACAGUUCAAAUACAGUGUAGGGAUACUUUCUUUGAAGGUUGAAUACAUGAAGCAUUCUUAUCAGCAUAUAUAAACUAUUCAUAACACACCCAUGAAAUCAGUAACAUCAAAGACCUUAAGAAUACAUUCAAUAAGCAUACAGUAAUAUUAUUUGUCAUUAGUGACGUUAUUGAAUUGUUUAAAUGUGAAAAUAAAAGUCAUAUGAACCGACAGAUUUUGGGCAGAACAAAAAAACAAUUUAUUCCCUUAUGUUACUUUAUUGGUUCUGAAAUACUGUUUAUUUUUGUACUAUUUCCAUUUUGUGUAUCACUAUGCAUGUUGUGUUACCAUUGAUACUUUUAGUUUACUUUUAAAUUAAUUUCCAAAAUGUAUAGCCAGAUAGAUUCACACAAUCUAUAGAUUGUAUGAAAACUUGUCACAAUGACCAUCAAAGAUAUGAACCACAGAGUUACAGACUGACUGGUCAACCGAAUGGGCAAUAUAUCUUCUGUAGACUACAUUUAAAUUUUAUUUUAUUUUAUUUAACCUUUAUUUAAAUCAAACAUAACUGUUGCUUACAUGUUCUAAAAAUACAUCAGAUAUUUAUAGUAUCUGGCUAUAUGGUUGGAAAACACAUGUAACAUGCAAUCAAUGUUAAUUAAGUUAAUAAUAAUAAAUGUUUGAGAAGGUGAAUUUAAAAGUUAAGGACAUUUCAGUGUUCCGAACUACCUCCAUUCCUGACAUUUUCGUAUCUCUGUGUUCCUACUGUAGAUGCUUUAUGAAUGAAUACACUAUGAAGGUCUUUAUAAAUGUUACUUACACCUUCAUGGAUGUGUUAUGAAUUUGUAUUAUUAUGUUGUUGUGAAUGCUUUAUGUAUCAGUAACGAACAUCCCUGUGCUUGCCUAGCUGUGCCACUUCCACCUGCUCCAACACACCCCGAGACCAUAACCUCGGACCUCUGCCUCGCAAACACACAUGCUCGCCCUCUUGAAACACAUUUAACUAGCUGCGCCACCAAAAAGGUACCAAUGCAAUGGUGCAGGUGGUGGUUUCAAGCUCGAUUCAGUCCGUAUUGCGGAGGAGCCGCGGUAUAGAGCAAUUGAAAUUUAAAGGUAAUUUUCCGAUUGAGCUAAUGAAUGUCGUGAAUGCAGUCUCCGCAAACACGGGAACAUUGCAUUUAAAUUAUAAUCGCACUAUACCGGGGAUAUUCCGCUAUACAGAUUGAAUCAAAACCUUAACCAAUUCAAUUCGGUUAUAUAUGUAACCUUCAAAGAAAGUAACCUAAAUAGUUGCUGUUGAAUCUUAACUCAAAACGUAUGUAAGACUUUCAAAAUAUAUUUUAUGCAAGAUUAGUUUGUACCUGGUGAAAAUACUCAACUUUCAGGUUGUUUUCAUUUUGUUGUAUUUACUGUGAGUGGGACCAUUAGUGUAAAGAGGAUGAUUAUAAAUAUUUGUUAUAUAGACAAUAAAAAAAACAAUCAGUCUAUGUGUAUAAACUGAAAGGUUAUUUUAAUAAGGUGGUGUAAGGGACAAGGACACAACAUAAAGCAUGUCGUCCGUGUGCAGCGGGCAGCCGCCCUAUAGCCUCUGACCACAGAACAUCGGCUGUCAUUUUAUUUCCAAACGAUUCUUCAUGUUGAAACGUCAAUUUUCGUUGACACCCAGAAGAUCUACUGCACACGACUGAUGUUCGUAAUGAUGUGUCCCAUCCUCAAAACUAGUCCACUGACAUGUAGACGAGCAGAAUUCUGUAACUUUCUUUUUAAAAACACCCCACAGCUCUACCAUUCAUUAAAUAACGUAGAAAGAUUUUAGAAUGCAGUUCAACAGUCUUGAUUGAAUGGAAUUUUUUCUCCCACUGUUCCAGGCUGUGAUUGGUUGAUACUGCCCGGGACAUAGCCUAGUUCCAAAUACUGAAUCAGACCAGCGCCAGCGGUGCAUUAUAGCCUGCUGCCAGUCAAGGGAGAGCUGCACAGACCAUAGCUCAAUCAGUCUACCUACCGUAGAUAAUAUUGUGGGCAGCUGUAAUAUCUAGGCUAACCUUGGUUGGACUGUAUUUAUACUCACACUAAAUUACCUAGCUACUAAUGGACUAGCUAAGCUUUGACACAAAUAUUCACCAGCUAUUAAUGCACAAAGUGAGUAGUGUCCUGUGAGUAGACCAACUCUGCUUUGACAACAACAGCUAGCUAGUUGAUUAAUUUGCUGAGGUAGGUAAUAAUACCUAUAUUGCUAGUCUAAAAAACAGCAGCAUAUAGCCUAUUAGGGUCAGCAAACCAUAACAUUUUUACAGCCACAGCCAAAGAUUUUAGCUAAUAAAAAGCUUGCCUUCAGCUCAGCCACUGGCAUUGUCUUACUUUGAUCUUCUGGCUAUGUCAACUAAUCCUAUUCUCAAAUUAUGAAAUAAAAUGCAUUCAAUCAAGACCGUCAAAUGGCAUUCUAAACACUUUUGAAUAAUGUGUAUAUAUUUUUAAUGUUUCAGUCUCGUUUUAACUUUCAAGUGUUGCCAGCUUUGAAUAAUGAUUUGUGCUUCAAAGCAGCUUUAUGAAUGAGGAGUAAAGAAAAGAGACACUUAUACCGGAGAGCCAGCGUUGAAGACAACAGUAAUACUGUUUUGGAAAGGCCGUUUUUCUUCAAGUGAGGCAAUUAUACAAAAGAGAAUUACAGACAGUUUUUCUUUUAUCCUGUUGACAUGACCUAAUUUUAACCCUCCUGUUGACAUUUUGCAGCGAUAUAUCUUUUAUUCACGUAUAAAUGUAUGACUCAUUGGCUGUCUCAAAUGGAGCUAUUGUGAGUUCAUGAACUGUCCCAGAAUAUGACUAUGAAACUUCCAGGUAUGGUUUCAUAUUGUACAGUUUCACUUCAUGUAUGAAACAGAGGUUUCUUGUUAAGUGUGAUCUGUUGCAACAGGUUUGUUCUCUUGUUGUCUGAACUUUCUUUGUUCUUUGCACAAACAUGUCAAUUCUUUUUUCUGUGAGUAAGUACAUUAGGAGAGUGGCUUAGGAUGUGUUUUUUAUUCGAGUUGGUGCAAAGUUGGUGUCCAUGGACAUUAUCUCGGCAUGAAGUGCAUUCUUCAUGUUUUGCUAAAUCUUAAUUGGGCAAUGACGUUUCUGCCAGUUUACUGAAAGAGAUCUUGAAUCGAUCCUUGUAAGGUUUUUGCCAAAUCAUUGUAUUUUGCCAAUGUGUAUAACUGUAGAUGUCUGGUAUUGUCAAGAAAAUAAAGACAUUUAUAAAAGAG
This is a messenger RNA of Oncorhynchus tshawytscha (Chinook salmon), 7503 nucleotides long. RefSeq names its product 4-galactosyl-N-acetylglucosaminide 3-alpha-L-fucosyltransferase 9. The transcript is spliced from 3 exons. The record is from RefSeq and is a predicted model, not a curated record. Gene Ontology annotation, cellular component: membrane. Bases 1437 to 2525 code for a protein of 362 amino acids. NCBI's taxonomy places the organism in Eukaryota, Metazoa, Chordata, Actinopteri, Salmoniformes, Salmonidae. Gene Ontology annotation, molecular function: alpha-(1->3)-fucosyltransferase activity.